CGGGACCACUUCCGCUUCGGGGCUUUCCGUUUCCAAGAUGGCGGGCGCCGCUUUAGAGGCCUUUUUCUCCGCUCCCGCCGUGAUACGGAUCCAGAGCGACUGGGACCAAGUGCUGAGGAAGAAUGAGGAAGAGGCUUGGCUGAGUUGCAGGAGUCCAGGAAAAACAACUCUGUAUGGCACAUUGACUUGUCGGGGAAUCAACUCAGAUGGAAUUCCUGAAAUCACAGCUUCUGAAGGCUUUGCUGUCAGUGAAAUAACAAAGAAAAGCGUGCUUGUUACUUGUCCUCGUGAAAAUGCUUCCACCCGAUUCCUCGCACCUUAUACGUCCUUCUGCAGAAUCCAUCAAAAAAGUAUCACUUGCCUUGACAUUUCCAGUGGUGGAGGACUUGGGGUGUCAACCAGUGCCGAUGGGACUAUGAAAAUUUGGCAGGCUGCAAACGGGGAAAUAAGAAGGUGUUUGGAAGGCCACGUGUACGACGUGAACUGCUGCAGGUUUUUCCCAUCUGGCCUUGUGGUCCUGAGCGGCGGGAUGGACGCCCGGCUCAAGAUCUGGUCAGCGGAAGACGGCAACUGCGCUGCAACGUUCCAAGGCCACAAAGCAGGAAUCCUUGACGUGGCUGUGGUCGACCGAGGGAGGAACGUGGUCUCCGGCUCCCGGGACGGCACUGCCCGCCUCUGGGACUGUGGCAAGUCAGCCUGCCUGGGCGUUGUGGCAGAUUGUGGCGCCCCAGUAAACGGAAUUGCCAUCAGCGACGCCGAUAAUACCUUGAACCUGGGCUCACCUGAACAACCAUCAAGUGAACGUGAAGUUGGAACAGAAGGGAAGCUCUUGCUUCUGGCGCGAGAGGACAAAAAGCUGCAAGGUGUCGGGCUGCAAAGCAGGCAACCGGUGUUUCUUUUCAUUGGCUCUGAUGCGUUCAACUGCUGCAUGUUCCUUUCCGGCAUCUACUUCCUGGGAGGGACUCAAGAUGGAAAUAUAUACCAGUUGGAUGUGAGAAAUACCAAGGCUCCAGUUCGAAUUAUUCACCGGUCGGGAGCCCCUGUCCUUUCCUUGAUGCCUUACAAAGAUGGAUUCAUUGCUAGCCAAGGGGACGGGACCUGUUUUAUCAUGCAGCAAGAUCUUGAUCAUGUUGUUGAACUCACUGGACCAGACUGCGACCCUGUAUAUAAGGUGGCUACCUGGGAGAAGCAGAUCUAUUCCUGCUGCCGAGACGGGACCGUAAGGAGAUACCAGCUUUCAGACCUUUGAACAAAGGAAGACAUUAUUUCUGAACGCUGGGCACGUAUGUUUCCAAAUGCUGGAUGUAUUUCAGGAAUAACCCUUUUGAAAUUUCCUUGGUUUUGUACUGUAAAUACAACUGGAGGACAUAUUUGUUUGCGGACCUCAUUCAGACACAACAGUCCUGAAUGAAACGGCUGGUGAACUUCAACAGUUGCAACAACCCACAUUUAUUUGGGUUAUGAUCCAGUUUGUCUUUGCAGAUAACAUGUUGUUGGUUUCCCCUUUAUAAGCCAAUGGUUGUUUCUAAAAGGAGAAGGAAGAUCAAGGCCAGAAGAUUUCAAAACAAGGAUGUUUUUAAUAUGUUUUGUCUAUCUCUCAACUAGAAUGGAAACCAAUAAAAAUAAUUUGUAUGAAAACUUUAUGCCCUCCUAAAUGGAAGGAUCCUUUUUCCUAAUGCUCUUUAAUAAGUAUUGUUCCAGUUGUAAAUCCCCAUUCAAAAUAAAGCUGAUUUCAUCUCAAAUUA
Messenger RNA from Anolis carolinensis (green anole), 1745 nucleotides. RefSeq names its product proteasomal ATPase associated factor 1 (gene paaf1). The transcript has 12 exons. Gene Ontology annotation, molecular function: protein binding. NCBI's taxonomy places the organism in Eukaryota, Metazoa, Chordata, Lepidosauria, Squamata, Anolidae. The record is from RefSeq and is a predicted model, not a curated record. Bases 38 to 1249 code for a protein of 403 amino acids.